UUCCAGGUAGCACAACCGAUUUGACGCCCACGCUCAUCGGCAUAUAUGACUCACUCCUGGAGCCAGCCAAGAGUCUGCGGCCAGAUGUGACACUUGAAACGGCAAAAGACGCCAGAAACGACCCACCGGUAGAAGACACAAUGACUGAAGAAACAAAAGACGAGCCAGUCUCAGAAAUAUCCAAAUCCCCACCGAAAGACCCCUCGAAAAUUGCCGGCAGCGUGAAACUACCCAUCGCAACGAUCAAUAAAAGUUCUUUAUACUACUCGUUACGAACUAAAAGUGAUAGAAAUGGUGCUAGUGAAGAAGAUAAGUGUGAACUCACAUCCAGUGAUUCGGUUCUCGUUAGGGAUACUAGGUUGCAAAGGACGUUUAAGGAAACGAAAGAGACGUCCGCGUUCGACAAUCUCUCGCCGAAUGUUAAGAGGAUGAUAUCGAGUGCAUCAGAAACUACAACAGUGAAGCUCCAAAAGAAAACCAUCUCUGUCGGAAGGUCGUCUGCGAGGCACCGAUCUAACAUUCCCCUAGUCGGAGCGACGUCCAAGAUAUCUCAAUCGGGUGUCGAAAUAUUACCUUCAGUGGAAAUAUACGACCAACCUUGUAGCAUUAAAAAGUUCGGCAAACACAGACUCGAAGACGAGUCGCCGUCAAAAACGUUAGUAAAACCGGAAUUCAAGAUAGACGAAGUUCAAACAACUUACGAUGUCCCAACGAACAACAGGCCAGCGAUAUACGACGUGCCGAAUGUAAACAAGACGGCGUUCGAGUCUCUAUCCCUGCCUUACAUUGACCAAUCCAUCGAGCUCUCUAUAACUUCCAACGAUAGAGAGUUCGAUAUAAAAUUGUCGUCCAAAGAAAGUUCUCCUUUGAAACCUGAACCAAAAAUCCCCCUCGAAGGAACUCCUGCCAAAGUCGCGAAGGUGAACGGGGGAACGAAUAGUUUGCACAGGAAGGACUUUAAGAACGAGAGUCCGGUGAAGCAGCUGGCGAAAACUGGGCCUUACCCAGAGGCGAUAGGGUCGACUGGCAACUUGAAGAGCUGUGCGAUACCUGAGAUAGCGCGGUUGAAUCCUCCGGUGGAAGUUUCUCGACCGCUGUCGAUGAGUUCCAUUGCUUCGUCUAGCUCGACUUCGAGCAGUGGAGUUCAAAACAAAGGAGGAGUGAACUCGGCGUAUUUGGCGUCCAUCGAGAGCCUGGAUGACCAUAGUGACGCUGACAUGACUUCGGCCAACGGCAGUAAUAACUUUGUGAACAAUGCUGGCAUGAACACCAGUGUUUCGGAGGAGAGGAACUCGGAGGGCGUGUCGCAACAACUGGACACAGAGGAGCUGCCAGGCCUGACGCAGCUGGAGCGCGUGUGCGCUGAGAUCGUUCAGACGGAGAACGUCUACGUCGAGGACCUGAGGCAAGUGGUCGAGAAUUCAAUUGUAAAUUGA
This is a messenger RNA of Ostrinia furnacalis (Asian corn borer), 1436 nucleotides long. RefSeq lists its product as uncharacterized. The transcript is spliced from 3 exons. The coding region runs from base 141 to 1436 and encodes 431 amino acids. The record is from RefSeq and is a predicted model, not a curated record. NCBI's taxonomy places the organism in Eukaryota, Metazoa, Arthropoda, Insecta, Lepidoptera, Crambidae.